AUGGAUAUCGUUUACCAUAAUGGCACCAAUGGCUCAAGUCCCUGGGUCGAGUUCUACCCAUACACACCUUCUGCAACAGCCGGAUAUGCCUUUAUGGCAGUCUUCGGCAUCGCGACAGUCAUUCAUCUCGUCUUGAUGUGUCCGUUUCGCGCUGCAUACUUCAUACCCUUUGUAUUAGGGGGAGUCUGCGAAACAUUUGGUUACUAUGGCAGAGCAUGGUCCCAUCAAUCCCGAACCGAGAUCAAAUCUUGGGCACUUCAAGAAAUGCUCAUUCUAUGUGCACCCCCGCUCCUCGCGGCAACCGUUUACAUGGUCCUCGGUCGCAUGAUACGCGCCUUCGACGCCGAGCAUUUGUCAAGCAUGCGUCCGAAAUGGCUCACAUUCGUCUUCGUCAUGAACGACGUGAUAUGUUUCUGUACACAACUGGGUGGUGCAGGUGUCCAAGUCACCGGAGACCCCAAGGUCAUGGAUAUUGGCAAAAAGGUCGUCCUUGCUGGAUUGAUCUUUUCAUUAUUCGUCUUUGCCCUUUUCGUGGCUAUCGCUGUGACUUUUCAUCGACGACUUCAGAAAAUGCCCACGCCUAUUCUCACAAUGAACCCCGACCUUUUGUGGCGACGGUAUAUGUGGACGCUUUAUGUUGCUUGUGCGGCUCUGAUGGUCCGUAAUCUUGUUCGAACGAUUCAAUUCGGCGCCAAGAGAACGGCUGAUAUCAACACGAAAGAGGCGUAUAUCUACGUCUUUGAUGCUUUUCUCAUGUUUCUAACCAUGCUUGUCUUGAUCAUCUUCCAUCCCGGACUGCUGAUUAAGAAGGCCCGCCGGGCGCGGAAAGUUGUCGACUUCAGUCAGCCCUUAGCAGGUGAUAGGAAUUCGGGGCAGGUUCCUUUGAUGGAGUAUGAGCCUAGGCCUAUGGCUUAG
Penicillium daleae is the source of this 915-nucleotide messenger RNA. RefSeq names its product RTA1 domain-containing protein. Gene Ontology annotation, cellular component: membrane. Lineage: Eukaryota; Fungi; Ascomycota; Eurotiomycetes; Eurotiales; Aspergillaceae. The transcript has 2 exons. Bases 1 to 915 code for a protein of 304 amino acids. The record is from RefSeq and is a predicted model, not a curated record.